AAAAGGAAAAUUCUUAGGGAGUAUCGCAGGAAAGAAAGAGUCGGGAUUGGAAGGUUUUGGAGAGAGAGACACUGAGAGAGUGGUCCUACUGAUUGAUACUCUGUUUCGUUUAGAGAAAGGCCCCCUUUUGAUUUCAUUUCAGUUUCUUCUCUCCUCUCUCUCUCUCUAGUCUCUUUCAUUCACUCAAAAAGAAACACCAUUCUUUGGAGAGAAAGAGAGUCAGAGAGAGAGAGUGAUUGAUUCAUCAACUUUUGAAUACCAGAAGAUUUUUCUUUUCUUCAUUCUAUCAGGGAAAAACAGAGGAGAAACAAGAAAAACAGAGAGGAUUUAUGUCGUGUCUGUUUGAUCUGCUAACAACUAGAGCUCUAAAGAAGCUCUGGAUCUCGUUUUGUUCACUCUGUAUCGCUCUCUUCACUUUUAGCGAUCAGUCCUGGUCAUUUGGGAACAGCAGGAAACAGAACUUUUUUAUCAUUUCUAUUCAAUUAAGAUUAAUAUGGAAUUGUUAUUGCUUCCAGAAUUAUCAGAGAAAUCAUUUAUUGUCUUUAACCUUAGGGUUUAAGGGGUUUUAGAAUUUUGGGUUUUACUUGAUACUCGAGUUGUCAGAGAUUUGCUUUCCAUUUAUUGUUAUCCUGCUUUUUCAUUUAUUUAAUUUCAAGAUUCCCUUUUGGGUUCAAUCAGUUUCACUUUCAAAUAAUGCCAGGCCUUAGAAGGCCAAUUUUGGAUCAAAAUUUGAGUUUCGAGUUUGACAAAGAGAAGACAAUUAGGCCAGGCAUGAAAAACAAUUUGAUGAUGACAAGGAAAGUUCGUAUUAUAUGCCAUGAUCCUGAGGCAACUGACUCCUCAAGCGAUGAAGAUGAAGGAGAUAUUAGCAGAAGAAUGAUGGGUGCUAAACUUUUUGUGAAAGAGAUUAAUCUUUCAAUUCUGCCAUAUGAAUCAAGCACUGAGAACUCGUCACAAGACAAUAAUAAUGACAAAGGAGGCAAAACCACAAGUCAUAGUAAGUAUGGUGACAAAAAGAAAACUCGAACGUCCUCCCCUUAUUAUAAAGGCGUUAGGCGAAGGCCAUGGGGAAAAUAUUCAGCAGAGAUUAGAGAUCCAUUUCGAAAGAUCCGACUAUGGCUUGGUACUUACACUACUGCAGAGGAGGCUGCUGCUGCUUAUAGGAAAAAGAAGGAGGAGUUCGAUAGCAAGAUGGCGGCAGAGAAACUCAAGAAUUUGCCUAUAGUUUCUAAGGAGGGAACAGAAGAACCUAGCGGUUUAUUUUCGCAUCCGUCGCCGUCUUCUGUGCUUGAUGUUUCCGCAGCAACAUCACUUAGUCAUGGAGUUGAAUGUUCGAUUAGAGAUGAGAGCAGUGCGGAACAGGCAGUCAAAGAAUGCACCGAGAGAAAAAUGGUGGAAGAAGAACAUUCUAUAUCUAAUUUAUGGGAUGAGUCAGCGCUAUCGCCAUCGGUUAGUCAAGAAUUGCUGGGUGGUGACUACUACUUGCACUUCGGGAAUGAUUUUGAGCAUUUUUUUGACGGUGUGAAUGAUGUAGAAGAUUUCUAUAUGGCUGAAAGCAGUGAGGUGAGUUUUCCCUGUGACGGGGUGAUGGAUCUUCCAAACAUUGAACUUGAUGCUCUUGCUUUUGUUGAUGAAACUCUCAAUUUUACAUGCCUAUAAGUUUUGCAGUUAGGAACAGAAGCAUUAGUUAUGAGUGUUUUUUUAUUGAAUUGAGGAAAUACAGCUAGUUUUUUAGUCAUAUAUUAGUAUUUUGGUGAAGAGAAAUUGGAGUUUUUGAUCUUGUUAGAGAGGGAUAAAAGAGAGAGCUCUUGGGUUUUUGAUUGUGAUUUUCCAAGAAUUUUGAAUGAAGUUCUCCUAAAUAUGCUGUGGAA
Ricinus communis (castor bean) is the source of this 1871-nucleotide messenger RNA. Its product is annotated as ethylene-responsive transcription factor ERF119-like. The coding region runs from base 694 to 1659 and encodes 321 amino acids. Gene Ontology annotation, molecular function: DNA-binding transcription factor activity; DNA binding. The record is from RefSeq and is a predicted model, not a curated record. The transcript is spliced from 3 exons. Gene Ontology annotation, biological process: regulation of DNA-templated transcription. Lineage: Eukaryota; Viridiplantae; Streptophyta; Magnoliopsida; Malpighiales; Euphorbiaceae.